Messenger RNA from Penicillium pulvis, 1071 nucleotides. Its product is annotated as Clavaminate synthase-like protein. The record is from RefSeq and is a predicted model, not a curated record. Gene Ontology annotation, molecular function: dioxygenase activity. NCBI's taxonomy places the organism in Eukaryota, Fungi, Ascomycota, Eurotiomycetes, Eurotiales, Aspergillaceae. Bases 1 to 1071 code for a protein of 356 amino acids. The transcript has 3 exons.
AUGCCUGCUUUGACUAGUGUCCCGACAGUUGACUUGUCGAAUCUCGACAACCCGGAAGGAAAAAGGUUGGCCCUGGAGAACAUUCGUCGCGCUUGCACAGAAUGGGGGGCUUUCUACCUCUCAGGCACACCAGUUCAGCCCGCCAUCCUCGAGAAGGCUACCAACGAGACCAAGACAUUCUUCAAUCGUACGACUGAGGAGAAGAUGGACAUCGCACUCGAGAAGGUUCCAAGUUAUCUUGGAUAUGUCCCGCUGGCCAGCGAGCGCACUGGCGACAAAGUGGAUUACCGUGAACGCAUCAUCUUGCGUGGUGAUGACCCUGGGUAUGAGGGAAAAUUGGAUCCUGUAUACCGUACACUUCAAGGAAAGAAUCAAUGGCCAUCUGGAAUGCCUCACUUCCGUAGUGCGCAUGAGGACCUUUUGACCGCAUUCACAGAUGUAUCUCGGACCGUCCGGGCCCUGGUGGCUGAGGCAUUUGGCAUCGACCUCCCCACUCUGGAGAGUCUGUUCCGUGAAGAGUCUCGUCAAAAUCGAAGUGUUGUGAUACACUAUCCCGAGGUUCCUAAAGGUGGGGAUUGCGGUCAAAAUAUGACCGGAUUGCAUGAACAUAAGGACAUGACCUUUGGAGGUAUCAUCUAUCAGGCCACUGAUCAUGAGUGCCUGCAAGCUCAAGCGCCGAAUGGACAGUGGGUCACCUGCUCACCGAAGCCGAACACGCUAUUCUACGUUGUCGGCGCGAUUUGCGAGUCUCUUACUCGGGGCGUGCUUAAAGCUUGUUUCCAUCGGGUUCUUACGCCAGCUCCUGAAUCCGGCUCUCGCUAUGCUAUGGUGGCCGCUCUCCAUAUCGAUUAUGACAUCUCUCUGACCAAUCCCAAAGUCACGAAAGCACUGGAAAGAAUCGGGAGAGAUCUUCAGGCCGGGCAUGAGCUAAACAACCACAUGCUAGAAGAUUUCCUCAAUGAAGAGUUUGAUGCUAUUGGCAUGAGAAGCCUGAAGCGGUACAUGCGCAGUUUCCCGGAAGUCACUGCCAAAUGGUUCCCUGAAUACUCGAACCGUGUCGCAGCUGCAUAG